Molecule: messenger RNA, 1442 nt
Organism: Ziziphus jujuba (common jujube)
Lineage: Eukaryota; Viridiplantae; Streptophyta; Magnoliopsida; Rosales; Rhamnaceae
Product: 2-hydroxyisoflavanone dehydratase
Exons: 1
Coding region: 60-1274 (404 amino acids)
Molecular function (GO): hydrolase activity
Source: RefSeq, a predicted model, not a curated record
CGGUUUGCAGGAUAAUUUGGAUCUAGCAGUUUGAAAGAGAAGAUUGGUCAUAUCGAACGAUGGCCACCAGAAUUUCUUGCCGUUACUUCACAAGCAUUAACCAAACACUCCAUUAUAAGAAAUCUCAUUCUCGUCCUUGUUCUUCUCUUUCUUCUUCCACUUUCACAUUUCUAACCCAACACCAUAAUCCACUUGUUUACAAAAUUCAUCGUUCUCGUUCAUCUCCUAAUUCCUCCAUAGCUCAACCUCAACACAGUCACAAACACAAGCACAAGCUUCUCUCUCCUCCUCCAAUGGCGUCCGCCUCCAAAGAAGUUUCCACAGAGAUUCUUCCUUACAUCCGUGUCUACAAAGACGGCACAGUCGAACGCCUCCUCAAAAUUCCCACUGUUCCUCCAUCUCCUUGCGACCCUGAAACCGGAAUUUCCUCCAAAGACAUUACUGUCUCACUCAACCCCCCAAUCUCGGCUCGUCUUUACCUCCCGGAUGUCACUGCCAACCAGAAUAACCAAAAGCUUCCCAUUUUGAUUUACUUCCAUGGCGGUGGGUUCUGCGUAGAAUCUUCGUCCUCCAUCCUAACCCAUCGAUACCUCAAUCGUUUGGUUUCCGAGGCCAAAGUUCUGGCUGUCUCUGUCGAAUACAGGCUCGCUCCGGAAAACCCGCUUCCAAUUGCUUACAAAGAUUGCUGGGUCGCUCUUAAUUGGGUAGCUUCACAUUUAAAUCGUGACGAAAAUAAUGGAAUCGAUAAAGAUCCAUGGUUGAUCAGCCAUGGCGAUUUUUAUAGGCUUUACAUUGGGGGUGAUAGCGCUGGUGCUAAUAUAGCACAUAACAUUGCUAUUCGAGCAGGGACUGAGAGAUUGCCUAACGAUGUCAAAAUUCUUGGUGCUUUUCUAUGCCUUCCUUAUUUUUAUAGUUCGAAGCCAAUUGGGUCAGAGCCAGUUGAAGGAUUUGAGAAGACAUUUUCUUAUGUGAUUUGGAACUUCGUUUAUCCUUCGGCUCCUGGGGGUGUGGAUAAUCCCAAGCUGAAUCCAGUAGGUGCCGGAGCUCCAAGCCUUGCUGGACUUGGAAUCUCGAGGCUGUUUGUGUGUGUUGGUGGUGAGGAUGACCUGAAAGACAGAGGAAUUUGGUACUGUAAUGCAGUGAGGGAAAGUGGGUGGAAAGGAGAAUUGGAGUUUGUUGAAUUUGAGGGUGAGAAUCAUGGUUUCAAUAUACUGAAACUUGACACUGACAAUUCUAAGAACUUGAUCAAACGCUUGGCUUCUUUUCUUGUCUAGGUAUGAGAAAAUGUUUAGCCGCUUUGCAAGUUCUUUUCAAGUAUUGGUCUUCCAUAAUUCUUAUGGAGAAUACAAAUUGGAAGAAUGAAAUUUCCUUUAUUAGUACUGAAUAUGUAAGGAAUUUGCAUUAUGGGUUAUGUAAAAAUCCCACCUUUGAAUUUCCUUUUC